AUGUCGCUCCCAAUCGUCCGUCUGCGUGUGGUGGACGCCAACUGCGCGACGGCCGCGGACAACCCCGUCACGGCCUCCUGCACGCUUUACACAUUUCUCCGUUCAGUCCCCAGUAAUGUUGAAUGUGAUAUGGCGAUGGUCGACUUUAAACAGUCCGUGCAGGCCACGCGCGGACACUCGUACCUGUCGAAGGGUAACGAGAGAUUGCUGAACCUCAUCCACGCCUCUGUGCAGGACUCAAUCCUUCGACACCCACCGAAAGUGUCUCCACAGUUGGCACGAAAUGCGACAACAUGGCGGAUGCUGCUUCAGCAGCAGAGGCAGAAGCAGCAGCAGCAGCAGCAGCAGUAUGACGAGGAUACCAAGACGUCAAAUAGUACAGCGACGGCUACACGGUCGCAGGACUUCACACAUACUGACUAUGAAAAUGAUGAUGAGAGUACCCAAGCGCCAGUUCUGAGUUCCUUGGCAUCGUCCACUGUUGGAGAGAUCAACAGCAAUAGCAACACCAAGAGCAAGAAUCACGAACUGAUUGUGAAAGAGACUAUUACCGCUGCCUCAAUGCGUGUCAGUGGCCCCUACGAGCAGGCUGUGUCGGCGAAUUGGCGGCAUGCACCGGGUGCUUCAAACACCACAACAGCGCCUCGGCCCUUCACGGAGGAGAAUGAUGAUAACGAAAACCAGGGCGUGGGCGUCGUUUCUAUGGAGGCUGCGCCACCUGUGUAUUCGCCGCGGGCGGGCGGGGUGCUUGGUGAUGCACGUGGAGGAUGCCGGCCGCACCCGCUGCUGCUCGCCCUGCUGGAGCGGGCACGGGCGACGCUUCCAGUGGAGGAACAUGAGAGCGACCGACGUGAGCGAGAGUUUGCUACAAUGAUGGAGUCGCGAGCCGCUGCGCUGCGCACAAAGCUAUCGAGUGCAUAUUCCAUGAUGUCACCACAGGAGAGGGAGCAUGUGGAGUUCCUGCGGCAGCUGGAAAAGCGCGUCGCAAUCGCAGAGAAACUCUUCGAGGUGCAAAAGUACGAGGAGAAGACGAUUCAGAUGUCGCAGUGCGCUCUGCAAAUAGAGGUUGCGACGAUGCGAGCACUUCUCCACCAGGUUGUGGACGCCGUCGUAGAGACAGAGGAGCGUCAUGAACGGGAGGGACCCCAAAGCCCGUACUACGCAGAGGAGUGCCAACUGAUGGCGUUGAUACAGCAGUCCCUAGACGAGGUUCCCUCCUGA
Molecule: messenger RNA, 1221 nt
Organism: Trypanosoma grayi
Lineage: Eukaryota; Euglenozoa; Kinetoplastea; Trypanosomatida; Trypanosomatidae
Exons: 1
Coding region: 1-1221 (406 amino acids)
Source: RefSeq, a predicted model, not a curated record